Messenger RNA from Pseudophryne corroboree (corroboree frog), 4681 nucleotides. RefSeq names its product zinc finger protein 271-like. Bases 512 to 3172 code for a protein of 886 amino acids. The record is from RefSeq and is a predicted model, not a curated record. The transcript has 6 exons. NCBI's taxonomy places the organism in Eukaryota, Metazoa, Chordata, Amphibia, Anura, Myobatrachidae.
UUAUGCUUUAUGUCAGCAUAUUGCUUCAUAUUCUUCAUGCCGUCGGCUGGUGUUCUAUUGAAUGGAACGUUCUGCGCCAUACUGGAGGUGUGAGCUGGUAAGAUGCUCACCGUGGUUUAACAAUAAAUUAUUUCCUCGUAAUGGCCGUCUUCCUGGGCACAGUUACUUAAACUGGAGUCUGAAGGAGGGGCAUAGAGGGAGGAGCCAGUUCACACCCAUUCAAAGUCUUAAAGUGCCCAUGUCUCCUGUGGAUCCUGUCUAUACCCCAUGGUUCUUGAAGCGUCCCCAGCAUCCUCUACGGACUAAGUGAAAAGUAAUUACUGCAGGACUACACCAUAGUGAAGAAGACAUCCGGUGACCGUGAGACCCCCAGCAACCAUCCUCGUGUUGCAGGUGGACUAAGCAGGACCUAGAGCCCCAUCACGGUGCCUCCACCUCACUCACUGACUCACUGAUAAAUAAGAGACACAAUGACCAGAAGAUCCUGGAACUCACCAACAAGAUCAUUCAGAUGCUGACUGAAGAGGAGGGGGAGUAUAUAGAGGAACACAGGGGUCUGUACAAGGACGUGAUGAUGGAGAAUUACUGGCCCCUCACAACACUGGAUGGGCCCAGUAACAGAGAUACCCCAGAGAGAUGUCCCCGUCCCCUGUAUUCCCAGGAUUGUACAGAGGAGAAUCACAGGAUCCCACAGAAGGAUCAGGUAGACCAUCUGUCUGAUAUUAAAACAGAAGAUACAGAGGGAGAAAAAGAGACGUAUGUGACUGAUAUACAGGCAGAAGAUAUGGAGGGAGAAGAAGAGACGUAUGUAACUGAUAUAAAGGCAGAAGAUAUAGAGGGAGAAGAAGAUACGUAUGUGACUGAUAUGAAGGCAGAAGAUAUAGCGGGAGAAGAAGAGACGUAUGUGACUGAUAUAAAGGCAGAAGAUAUAGAGGGAGAAGAAGAGACGUAUGUGACUGAUAUAAAGGCAGAAGAUAUAGAAGGAGAAGAAGAGACGUAUGUGACUGAUACGAAGGCAGAAGAUAUAGAGGGAGAAGAAGAGACGUAUGUGACUGAUAUAAAGGCAGAAGAUACAGAGGGAGAAAAAGAGACGUAUGUGACUGAUAUAAAGACAGAAGAUACAGAGGGAGAAGAAGAGACGUAUGUGACUGAUUUAAAGGCAGAAGAUAUAGAGGGAGAAGAAGAGACGUAUGUGACUGAUAUAAAGGCAGAAGAUAUAGAGGGAGAAGAAGAGACGUAUGUGACUGAUAUAAAGGCAGAAGAUACAGAGGGAGAAGAAGAGACGUAUGUGACUGAUAUAAAGGCAGAAGAUACAGAGGGAGAAGAAGAGACGUAUGUGACUGAUAUAAAGGCAGAAGAUAUAGAGGGAGAAGAAGAGACCUAUGUGACUGAUAUAAAGGCAGAAGAUACAGAGGGAAAAGAAGAGACGUAUGUGACUAAUAUAAAGGCAGAAGAUAGAGAGGGAGAAGAAGAGACGUAUGUGAGGGGUGAUCAGCAGUGUAAGGAGGAGGAGAUCCCUACAGAUAUCAGCACAGCAGAUGGACACACAAGCAGGAAUAUAUCAGAAGGACAUCUAAUGUUAUCCCCGGAUUGUGACAUAAAAGAUAAUGACAGUAGACAGGAUUCUCCAGGAGAUAACCCCAUUACCACAAUUAUACAUCCAGCUCUAUCAGCUGAUACCUCUGAUCCUGGGAAAUGUUCUCUUGAUCUCUCUGAUAUUGGUGUAUCUGUUACAGCUCUGAGAGUAGAUGAGUUUCCAUGUGCUAUAGAUGCCAAAUGUUUUACACAGAACACAAAGCUUAUUAACCCACACACAGGUAAGACAGGUGAGAGGCCAUUUCUAUGUUCUGAGUGUGGGAAAUGUUUUGCACGCAAAUCAGAUAUUGUUAUACAUCAGAGAAGUCACACAGGUGAGAAGCCAUUUCCAUGUUCUGAGUGUGGGAAAUGUUUUGCACACAAAUCAGAUCUUGUUAAACAUCGGAGACGUCACACAGGUGAGAAGCCAUUUCCAUGUUCUGAGUGUGGGAAAUGUUUUGCACAUAAAUCAGAUCUUGUUACACAUCAGCGAAGUCACACAGGUGAGAAGCCAUUUCCAUGUUCUGAGUGUGGUAAAUGUUUUGCACGCAAAUCAGAUAUUGUUAUACAUCAGAGAAGUCACACAGGUGAGAAGCCGUUUUCAUGUUCUGAGUGUGGGAAAUGUUUUACAAACAAAUUACAUCUUGUUAGACAUAACAGAAAUCACACAGGUGAGAGGCCAUUUUCUUGCUCUGAGUGUGGGAAAUGUUUUAUCCAGAAAUCAAAUCUUGUUAAACAUCAAAGAAGUCACACAGGUGAAAAUCCAUUUCCAUGUUCUGAGUGUGGGAAAUGUUUUGCACACAAAUCAGUUCUUGUUAUACAUCAAAGAAGUCACACAGGUGAGAGACCAUUUUCUUGCUCUGAGUGUGGGAAAUAUUUUAUCCAAAAAUCAGAUCAUGUUAAACAUCAAAGAAGUCACACAGGUGAGAAUCCAUUUCCAUGUUCUGAGUGUGGGAAAUGUUGUUUAAGUAAAUCACAUCUUGUUAAACAUCACAGAAGUCACACAGGUGAGAAGCCAUUUCCAUGUUCUGAGUGUGGGAAAUGUUUUGCACACAAAUCAGGUCUUGUUACACAUCAGAGAAGUCACACAGGUGAGAAGCCAUUUCCAUGUUCUGAGUGUGGGAAAAUUUGUUUCAGUAAAUCACAUCUUGUUAUACAUCACAGAAGUCACACAGGUGAGAAGCCAUUUCCAUGUGCUGAGUGUGGAAAAUGUUUUGCACACAAAUCAGGUCUUGUUACACAUCAGAGAAGUCACACAGGUGAGAAUCUAUUUUCUUGCUCUGAGUGUGGGAAAUGUUUUACCCAAAAAUCGUAUCUUGUUACACAUCAGAGAAGUCACACAGGUGAGAAGCCAUUUCCAUGUUCUGAGUGUGGGAAAUGUUUUGCACACAAAUCAGAUCUUGUUAAACAUCAGAGAAGUCACACAGGUGAGAAGCCAUUUCCAUGUUCUGAGUGUGGGAAAUGUUUUGCAUACAAAUCAGAUCUUGUUAUACAUCAGAGAAGUCACACAGGUGAGAAGCCAUUUUCUUGCUAUGAGUGUGGGAAAUGUUUUACAUGGAAAUCACAACUUGUUACACAUCAGCGAAGUCACAAGUGAGAAGCCAUUUCCAUGUUUUGAGUGCUGGAAAUGUAUUGCACACAAAUCAGAUCUCAUUAAACAUGAGAGCAGUCACACGGGUGAGAAGCCGUUUUCUUGCUCUGAGUGCAGGAAAUGUUUUACACAGAAAUCACAUCUUGUUACGUGUCAGCGAAGUCACAGGUGAAAAUCCAUUUCCAUGUUCUGAGAUUGAGAAAUGUUUUGCACACAAAUCAUAUCUCGUUAGACAUAACAGAAGUCACACAGGUGAGAAGCCAUUUUCUUGCUAUGAGUGCAAAAUGUUUUACAUGGAAAUCACAACUUGUUACACAUCAGAGAAGUCACACAGGUGAGAAGCCAUUUCCAUGUUUUGAGUGUGAGAAAUGUUUUGCACACAAAUCAGAUCUCGUUAGACAUCACAGAAGUCACACAGGUGAGAAGUCAUUUUCUUGUUCUGAGUGUGAAAUGUUUUACACAGAAAUCACAACUUGUUACACUUCAGCGAAGUCACACAGGUGAGAGGCCAUUUCCAUACCCUGAGAAAUAAAUCAGCACAAUAGACAUCACUCAGGUGAGAAACCAUUUUAAUCUUCUGGAGCAUACUUAUCAUUGCCAUGCAUUGUUCUUCAAGGUUCUUAUCCUAUCUCCUAUGCUUUUUGCAAUAUACAUGCUACCGCAGGGUGAAAUAAUCAGAUGUCAUGCCAUCAUCUACCACUGCUAUGCAGAUGACCUGUCUUUUGCUCCGGGUACUGAGAACCCAGUACCAAUCCUAGAUGGUUGUCUAGCUGAGCUCCAGGUGUGGGUGAUGCCAGUUGGCUGUGACUCAGUCCUGGUGAAACAGGUCCUUAUGAUAGAAGCUCACCAACAAAGGGCAGGGCUACAGCUCAGCUUUGCCUACCAACCAGAAUUACGCUUGUGGGUUCAGAGUUACAAAAUGCUGAUCCUGUGCGAAAUCUUGGUAUCCUGAAUCUUGGUAUCCUGGAUGGUGGAGUGACACUUAGAUAUCAGGUAUCAGCCACAAUCAGAUCCUCAUCUGAGAAAUAUAGCCAGACUCCAGCACUUAUUUCCCUCAGAAGAUCUACCUACAGUCAUACAUGCACUUGUAUCAUCACGCAUAGACUACUACAAUGUCCUCUACCUGGGUCUCCCAACAAAAGAAUUGCACCGCUUGUAGCUUGUACAGAAUGCAGCAGCCAGGCUGUUACCUAACCAGCCCGUUCCUGCCACAUAACACCCAUUCUCUGCUCCCUUCACCGGCUGCCUGUAAGAUGGUGACUGUUACAUAAUCUUACUGACUCCCAAUCCUACAUGACCAAGGUCACAGGUACCAGAAGCAGCUUCUGCCUCCUUACUGCCCGGUUACAUCCAUCUGCAGAUGAAGGACUUACCCGGAGUACCAAGAAUCCCCAAGCAGUUCUGAGAUGACAUGGUGGGCGGCACUAUUGCUGUAGCAGGGGCUGCCGGAGGCACUGUCUGUGGGUAAUGUUGUCCCCAAGUAGUGCUGAGGUGGAAGAGGGGUGGCAAGCAGUA